AGCAGUGCCCCGAGCGCGGCGGGCGAGCACGGCGGCGGCCACCGGGGCCACGCGUGGGACAACCUCGCCGAGCCCAGCGGCCUCUGCCCCCGCCAGGAUGAAGCGGCUCUGCGAGGAGAGCUCGUCCGACACCGAGUCUGACGGCACCAUCGACGUGGGCCGGGAGGAGGAGUACAGCCAUGUUUCCAGGUCUGUGUCUCCCACCACGACCUCUCAGAUACAAGCCAGGAAGAAGAGGAGAGGGAUCAUCGAGAAGCGGCGCCGUGACCGCAUCAACAGCAGCCUCUCGGAGCUGCGGCGCCUGGUGCCCACGGCCUUCGAGAAGCAGGGGUCUUCCAAGCUGGAGAAGGCAGAAAUUCUACAAAUGACAGUGGAUCACUUAAAAAUGCUUCAUGCCACAGGAGGAACGGGCUUCCUGGAUGCCCGGGCUCUGGCCGUGGAUUACAGAAGCAUCGGAUUCCGCGAGUGUCUCACCGAAGUUGUCAGGUACCUGGGCAUCCUCGAGGGCCAAAACGCUGCCGACCCCAUCCGGCUGCGCCUCCUCUCCCACCUGAAUAAUUACGUGGCGGAAAUGGAGCCUUCGCCCGUGGCCACGUCCCUGCUGCCCAUCCAGACCUGGCCGUGGUCCUUCCUGCACGGCGCCGCCGGCCCUGUGCAGAUGCCCAGGAGGGAGGCUGCUCCUGCUCCCCUUGUUUUGACUGCAUCUUCCCUGGCCUACCCCAGCCCCGCGGUGAGGCCGGCCCCUCUCCGCCGUGUCCCCGGCGAGAUGCUGCCGUCCCGCCGGAGCUUCCUGGCCGGCAGGAUGGGCUCCUCCAGCCGGAGGGCUCGGGCGAGCGGCUCGGCCGCAGCCGUGCCAGCUGUGCCCAGGAUGCCGUCACCAGCGGGAGCACUGAGAGAGGGCUCAUCCAAGAGCAGCCAGAUCGCCACAUUCCUCUUCUCCCCAGCCUCUGCCGGCGUCCCUGUGCCGCCAGCUUAUGCAGCACCUCCCGUCUUGAGCACCGCUGCGCAGGGACCAGGGAUCAGGGUUGGGACAUCCAGGAUCUGCCGCUCCUGGGCGACGGAAAUCGGGGCUUUCUGACCCUCCCUUCCCCUCCGGAGACAGGAAUUCUUCAGCGCUCAUUGCCCACAGGGCUGAGAACAAACUCGGUUGAAAAGGCAUCUUUCCUGCUUUGCAGAAGCCAAGGAUCCAUAGAGAAAAUUCUCUCUGCUCUUCCCUCCCUCCUUGCACCGCCCUCCUCGCCUCACCAUCACACGUCCUCUCCCUCGUGACGCCUGCAAACGUAAAUCACAUCCAGUUCCAUGCACUUGUCUGCACGAGGCCACGCUCCAGACCCUUCUGGCUACGAGGCACAUGCAGAUCCCAGCCCCGUUCCUCCUCCAGCAAACCCCUCUGCAGAACCCAGCCUUGCUCUCCUUUGGAAAACAGCCAGCUUUGAAAUACUGUCUUCAUUUCCCCGGGGACUCGGAGCUGCCAGCUAGACUUGCUCGUGCUGAUUCCCUGCAACGCUCCCCCGGCUGCAGCACCUAAUUUUGGUGUGGUGGGAUGGACACAGCUCACACCCUGUGCCCAGCACCACUGGCACGCACAAGGCAGGCUCCAGCCCCCCCAGCUCCCGAAAAGAACUGGCUGCCUGCUAAUCCCUGUGCUUUCCUCUCCGCAUUACCAGCUUUUCCCACUUAUGUGCCCUUAAGGUGGAGUGAGGCUGCGGCUUAGCAGGGCUGGUUCCCACAGCCCGGCUGCGAUCCCGCCGUGGCUGCAGGGCCUGUGCUGGGUUCCUGGCACAAACCCUGCUGGAGCAGCUGCCAGGCUGCCCGGGCACAGCCCCUGCCCCGCACUGAGGUGUGAAGACGUGAGACAGAGGAUUUCAGAGGGACGCCUGCCACGGAGGGGAAGGCUCUGACGGCCACAGUGAGAAGAAAAUGCCUUUCCCUCUGCCAGCCUCCCUGCCGGAGCUGUCUCUCCUCCACCCCCAGCUGCACAGCCGUGACUGCAAAGGGGGAAAAUGGGUUGGAGCAGCCUGAAUUUGAAGUGCCUCCCUCCUUCUCCCUGAGCCCAGCAGCCCCCACCCUCCCCUCCCACAAUGCCUCUGUUUUCUUUCUCCAGCACCAUGUUUGGGUCUCACACUUCUCAUCCCCUUCCCUGGGCCGGGACCAAAAGCCACUGAGGUGCCACUGCACUUGUCCUCAGUCCUGAGAGCUCUCCCUGCCUUGCCCUGUGUGCUCCUAGGUGACUGACAGCAGAUCACACCUCUGCUCCUGCAGCUGGCCUCCCCUCCCCUCUUCUUUGGGCAGAAAGAACAGAAACUUGAAGCUUCCAAGCCACCCCUGCCCCUGUGCCACGUCCCGUGGUGGCGGGGCAGGGUGUCCCAGUGCUCCCCCUCACCUGCUCCCUGCAUUUGUGCCUUGACUUGCUGGGAUACAUGUGCAGAAUAUUCUGGACCCAGCUGCAUGCCCAAGCCCCUGCCCACUUCUACAGCACUCUGACAUGGAAAGAGAGAAAAGGUCAGUGCAAAGGAAGGUAAAAAAGAGGGAGAUCUCUUUUGAAUGGGAGAAGCUCUUCCCAUGCCUCAGGUCAGAGGUGCAGCCUGUUGGGCUGUGCGGAUGAGCUGUUGUUUUCCUUCCUGCAGAUGGUAUCUGCCAUGUGCAUGCCAAUGUAUGUAUCUGCCUCUCUUUGGGAAGUGAGUCCCUCCCAGUUGUUUUGAUGGAAGUCAUCGCACUUAAUACACAGAAAUGCCUCUGCUGCUUCUCACCCUUGUCCUCAAGUGCAGGAAUCAGCCAGGAACAACAUAUUCCCUUUUAAUAAAGUCACAGGAGGGAAAUCCUCGUGGACCCUGGCUGUUCCUGCAGCUGGUUUGUGCACUAGAGCUCACGGCCUCACUUUACACUGUGCAGUGCUCUUAGAUUCAUGAGCUGUGACAUCAGCAAAGGUGUCAAAUAAAGUCUUUCAAACCCC
Messenger RNA from Hirundo rustica (Barn swallow), 2953 nucleotides. RefSeq names its product hes related family bHLH transcription factor with YRPW motif like (gene HEYL). Gene Ontology annotation, cellular component: nucleus. Gene Ontology annotation, molecular function: protein dimerization activity; RNA polymerase II cis-regulatory region sequence-specific DNA binding; DNA-binding transcription factor activity, RNA polymerase II-specific. Lineage: Eukaryota; Metazoa; Chordata; Aves; Passeriformes; Hirundinidae. The record is from RefSeq and is a predicted model, not a curated record. Gene Ontology annotation, biological process: regulation of neurogenesis; regulation of transcription by RNA polymerase II; Notch signaling pathway. The transcript is spliced from 5 exons. Bases 98 to 1078 code for a protein of 326 amino acids.